CCUACAUGUUCAAAGUCCUUCCCCACAAGAACUCAACUCAAAUCCCAUAUGGCUAUCCAUAUCGAUAGUUUCCCAUUUCCAUGCUUGUAUGCAGGAUGUGAUUUACAUUUCAAGCGUAAACAUGAUUUAAGACGUCAUGUGGAUGCAAAACAUGCACUGAUCAAGAAGUAUCUUUGCUCAGGUGGCUGUGGAGAAGGCUUUGGACGACGCGACCAGAUGAUCCGACAU
Molecule: messenger RNA, 228 nt
Organism: Lobosporangium transversale
Lineage: Eukaryota; Fungi; Mortierellomycota; Mortierellomycetes; Mortierellales; Mortierellaceae
Exons: 1
Source: RefSeq, a predicted model, not a curated record